AUGGUCAACCUCACGGUGAUGAGGGAUUUCCUUCUACUGGGAUUCUCAGAGGUCCGGGAGCUGCAGCUGCUCCACGCCGCGCUAUUCCUCCUGGUCUACCUGGCGGCCCUGGCGGGGAAUCUUCUCAUCGUUGCCGUCACCGUCCUCGACCGGCGCCUCCACACCCCCAUGUACUUCUUCCUCAGGAACCUGUCCGUCCUCGACCUCUGCUACAUCUCCGUCACCGUCCCCAAAUCCAUCCACAAUUCCUUGACCAACAAGAGAUCCAUUUCCUUCCUGGGCUGCGCCACCCAGCUCUUCUCAGUGCUCCUGUUUGCCUCGUCCGAGCUGUUCCUCCUCACGGCGAUGUCCCACGACCGCUACGCCGCCAUUUGCCUCCCUCUGCGCUACGAGGUCCUCAUGGACCGAGGGACCUGUGGGAAAAUGGCGGCCGCCUCCUGGCUCGGAGGGGGGCUGUUAGCACUGCUAUUAUCCCCUCGGACGCUCUCCCUACCCUUUUGCGGGUCCAUUCUGAUCCAACAGUUCUUCUGUGAUAUCGCCUCCGUGGUCCAACUCUCCUGCUCCGAAACACACCUCUUCAUCGAUAUGAUCGAAGUCACUGGGUUCCUUUCGGGUGUCUCCUGCUUCAUCUCCAUCGUCAUCUCAUACGUGUGCAUAUUCCGGGCCGUGCUGAGGAUGCCGGCCUCCGAGGGCCGGGCCAAAGCCUUCUCCACCUGCUUGCCCCACCUCGUCGUCACGACCGUGUUUUUCACCUCGGCUGCCUUUGGUACCUUACAUCCAACCUCAGAUUCUUCUUCAGCUCUGGACCUGCUGGUGUCCGUGUUCUACACCGUGGUGCCUCCUGCCCUGAACCCCCUCAUCUACAGCCUGAGGAACAGGGACAUGAAGAUGAGUUGUAAAGUGUCCAGGACUGACGAGAUGAAGUGA
This is a messenger RNA of Tachyglossus aculeatus (Australian echidna), 927 nucleotides long. RefSeq names its product olfactory receptor 14A2-like. The coding region runs from base 1 to 927 and encodes 308 amino acids. The record is from RefSeq and is a predicted model, not a curated record. Gene Ontology annotation, molecular function: olfactory receptor activity; G protein-coupled receptor activity. NCBI's taxonomy places the organism in Eukaryota, Metazoa, Chordata, Mammalia, Monotremata, Tachyglossidae. Gene Ontology annotation, cellular component: membrane. The transcript has 3 exons. Gene Ontology annotation, biological process: G protein-coupled receptor signaling pathway.